AUGAAUAAGAGUCCAAAACCUUGCUUGAAAAACAGGUCCCCCAACAAUCAAUUGAAUACUAUAAGAAACUAUCUUUUCCAGAUUUGUGAAAUAGGAAACUUGGCAACACAUAUUUUAUUAAGAAAUCUUCGACCACCAGGAAGUACUGUAAGAAAAAUCCCGAGACCAGAUGGAUUUCCACUGAAUAAAAUGUUCGAUUUAGUGUCUUGCCCUAAUUAUACUUAUGAAGUUGGAUCUUGGAUUGGAUUUACUCUAUUAACUUCUUGUAUACCAGCUGGUCUCUUCACUAUUGCUGGGUUCUAUCAAAUGGCUGUGUGGGCUCUUGGAAAACACAGAAAUUAUAAAAAAGAAUUUCCUGAUUACCCAAAAGGAAGAAAAGCCAUUGUCCCCUUCAUUCUUUAAGUUAGUUUCCUGUUUUAUUUUGGUGUAUGAUUUUGUUACUGUUUGAUAAUUAUUUGCUUUAAUAAAUGUUCUGAAAAGUUUUA
Molecule: messenger RNA, 485 nt
Organism: Leptinotarsa decemlineata (Colorado potato beetle)
Lineage: Eukaryota; Metazoa; Arthropoda; Insecta; Coleoptera; Chrysomelidae
Gene: Sc2
Product: trans-2,3-enoyl-CoA reductase Sc2
Source: RefSeq, a predicted model, not a curated record